AUGUUAAAGUGCUAUGCAAAACACAAUACAGAUUUGGCGCAGGUGCAGUACGUUCUGCCGACGCGUUCCUUAGUCAAAUUUAAGGUCACGACCGUGGCGUACAAGAUGGCGGACAGCAGUAAUACUAGUUCUAGCGGAAAGGAGCUAACUUUUCGCCUAGCUUCUCACCGCGACUACGACGCCGUCAUGAGUAUAUCUGAGGGUAUCUACGGCGACAGAGACUACCUCCCCGCCUUCUACCACGCCUACAUAGACGAUCCUGACGUCACUGUGUUCCUUGCAAUGGCCGGAGAGCAAGUGGUGGGGCUAAGAGCAUCUAAGAUCAUGGAAAGUGGAACUGCAUUUAUCACGAAAGCCGCUAGGGUCGCCCCUGAGUGGAGGGGGCAGGGGGUUGACCGGCAGUUGACUCUCCACCAGGACACUUGGGUUCGCCGGAACUGCCCCAAGGUCAAGUACAAGCGAUCGGUGACGUUUGCAGACACCCCCAUGUCGGAAUCCAUGAAGAGAAAUAUGCACUAUAUUUUCAACUUGCCCUUUGUAGGCUACCAAUGCAGCCCCGAUCUCUGGUGGCGACAGGACCCUGCUCAGCUGGCUCAACUGGAGCCGACCGGCUUACCGGACGUCGUGCCUCUACAGGACGCAGACGACGACUUCUGUACGGCCGUACAGAAAUGGCUUCCCGCCAGGGCUUGUGGCGGCUACGACGGCAAACCCAUCAUACUGGUUGACUGGGAACCCUACACCCUAUCUCCGACUAACUUAAAACGUCUACAGAAACAGAGCACACUCUUUGCACUGAAGCAUGAAGGAGAAUCGAGUCUGAGUAUUGUAACCACAUACCCAGCUGCUGCAGGGAUGCAGUUGUGUAUCGAUGUUUACGCCAAAACCUUCCCCACUUGGAAGAAACACGUGUUAAAACACCUGCACGAUGCAAGCCGUACCUCCAAAAGUGACAACAUCUGCGCUAAAAUGUUUGUAGGUCUCUUCGAGUUGGAGGACUCGAUCCACGACUUCUGUAGGGACACUCUAAAGAUGGACGCGUUUUAUGAAUCCAGGAUUCGAGCGGACGUUUUUGAACUUAAGUUAUGAGGGACCUAACUUCCCAAGGCUGUGGCAUUUUGAUGUUACUUCCUUUUUUUAUCAGUCUGUGGUUACAGCACUCCCACUCACUGUGGUGACUCUAUUUAAAUAGCUACGGAGUAACAG
Molecule: messenger RNA, 1206 nt
Organism: Branchiostoma belcheri (Belcher's lancelet)
Lineage: Eukaryota; Metazoa; Chordata; Leptocardii; Amphioxiformes; Branchiostomatidae
Product: histidine N-acetyltransferase-like
Exons: 3
Coding region: 1-1089 (362 amino acids)
Molecular function (GO): acyltransferase activity, transferring groups other than amino-acyl groups
Source: RefSeq, a predicted model, not a curated record